This is a messenger RNA of Thermothelomyces thermophilus ATCC 42464, 2576 nucleotides long. RefSeq lists its product as uncharacterized. The record is from RefSeq and is a predicted model, not a curated record. Lineage: Eukaryota; Fungi; Ascomycota; Sordariomycetes; Sordariales; Chaetomiaceae. Gene Ontology annotation, molecular function: protein dimerization activity. The transcript has 2 exons. The coding region runs from base 263 to 1474 and encodes 403 amino acids.
CCCGUGUGGGUUCACUUCUCUCUCGGGUCCAGCACUCAGCAAGCAAUCAAUCCCGGUUCCCUCAUCUGUGCUCAUCUGUGCUCAUCUGUGCUCAUCAGUGGUGAUGGUGAGUGCAUACACUGACUGAGACGAACAAGCCUCGUCACGCGACUCGAGGACCUCGGAAACCGCUCCCAUUGCCUCCCGAGACCUUCCCCCCCACCUCUCGGACUCGGUCUGCAGUUUGUCUGGCUACCAGAAAGUUUCUCUUUACACCGGCCCAAUGCCUCGAAACUUCCUCCCCACGCCGGCCUCGUCAACAGACAUCAAGGGCCAGGACGGGUCCAAGAUGGCUUCUCUCCAGCUAGCCUUCGAGCUGCCCCCGCCAGCGGUAGCGACCGAGGCUGCUUCAUCAAAUGCCCCAACCUCUGCAGCAGUCUUGUACCCCGCGCAGGCCAGCGAGACGGUCAAGUCGCGCCGGCGAUCAUCUGCCGCCAACCAGCCCAAGGACCAAUUUACCCUCCCUCCUCCCCCUACACGCUCCCGCAAGAUCAUCCAGAUGAAGCCUCGCGAGGAGCAUGGUUCUGAAACUUUGACCUCGACCCCGAAGACGGCAUCCAGGGGCAAGACGGGAACGACUUCGGCCACGACAACGGCCGGCACAAAGAGAAAAGAGCCCUCGGCCACGAGCGCGGCAGGGAGGAAGAUGGCGAGGAAAACGGCCCACAGUAUCAUCGAGCGCCGGCGGAGGUCCAAGAUGAACGAGGAGUUUGCGGUCCUCAAGAGCUUGAUACCAGCGUGCACCGGAGAGAUGCACAAGCUUGCUAUCUUGCAGGCCGCGAUAGAGUAUGUCAGGUAUCUCGAAGACUGCGUAGCCAAGCUCAAGGCGCAGUGCGGGUCAGGAACAGAGCUGGACCCGGAACCAAGGUCCAUCCAGUCCGGCUUACCCUCCCCGUCUCUCGAAGACAACUACAGCCGUGCCAGCUGCGGCUACCCUGCUGCUGCUGCUGCUGCUGCUUCUGACACGCGCUCAACCGACGUCGACAUGACAUCGAGCUCGUCCGGCGCACCCUCCCCCAGUUUCACCCCGAUCGCCGGCCGUUCUCAACAUCAACCCUCGGUAUCCCCUGCCUUGGGACCACGAGAGACCAGCCGAAACAAUUCCUACUCGUCUGUCUCGUCCGACUUCCGCCUGCACGACUACUGCACUUCGGCUACCACGUCGCCCUCCUUUGGACCUCAGCGGGUCGGGCAUCCGACGGACUCGCAGCAGCAGCAGCAGCAGCAGGGCAGCCAUUCGGCUUACGGCUCGACGCUGACCAGCCCCGCCCUGCCGCCGCAGCGUGACAUGGAUCAGGAGGUGACGACUGCGCUUCUGAUGCUGAACCAGAUGGAUAGGAGGGCCACGGGGGGUGGGACCGGAGGCGGGACCCGGGGAGGGAGCACGGCGACUGGCCCGAGGGGGAUGAGCGUCAGGGAUCUGCUCAGUAGUUGAAGGGUAGCCAUCCCCGAGUUCGGUUGAUGCUGUUUUCCUGUCCGGCCUUGUCCCCAAAGACUGAGCCUGCCCAGCAGAGAAGGGGCGGGGGUGUGGCUCAUUGCCCUGGGAACUUCCCUGGGAAGCUUCCGGCAACACAACACAAAGGCCACUGUAUCCUCAAUUUGCAGCGAAGCAUCCCUCGCGAGUCUCAAGAUAUAACGAGAAUCUCCCAGUUUCAGACAGACCUUUUUUUUUUGACGUUCGCGGGCCUGCUCUCUCUUACGGCGCAUGAGCGCAACCGAGAUCAAUGUCCGUGACAGAGCCACACAAGUGCAUUGACGCGGGCCGGUAAAACAAACCUUGUUCUUGUUCAUGACAGCAAGAAGGAGACCCCCCCCUUUUCUCUCUCUUCUCUGAGCGAAGCGUUGCGAGGAAGAGAGAGAGAUGAUUCCGGCUCGCUGACAUGACAAAUGCCUCACCUCUUCUUGUCCACGAACGAGGCUUUGCAACGACAAGGAGCCCCUUCACUCGUUGUCCCACCUCGCUAACACCGAGUUGUCAAAAGGGGGCCGGGCCGGUCAUGGUGACUGGAAACAAUGAGGAAGCAGCCGAGUCUCUUUGUCAGCGGCAGCGGCAGCAGCAGUUUCGUACCGCAACGCGUCCUUUUUUUUGGGGGUCAUCAUCCUGGGCCAGUCCCAGGGCUCCGGUGAGCCUCGCAGCCACGGUUCACCUGCCGCACCGGCGUUUUCGCAUCUGCAUCUCUUCUUCCCCUUCACAGCAUUUUAGAACCCCCCCCCCUCCGAAGGCAGGAAUGGGCUCUCGGCUGGUGCUGAAUUGGGGGAUGGGAUGCCGAAGUCAGUCGAGUGGCUAGGCGCGGUUGUGGCAGGGGAACCUGUUGGUAUGUACAUACAUACAUAUAGGAAGAUGCCAUGUCGACAUGUUGGCCUCCGUGGGCUGCUCGAGUGUGCGCGCGGCGGGGUGGUUUACUGAGACUGCUGAGACCAGCUAGCUACCCCAACAAAAAGACGGUGUCUUCUCUCACCUUGAAUAUCGUACUCAUUUCUUCUGGUAUUGUACACAACAACAUGUAUUGUACACAACAACAUUUACAACUUGGGAU